GACAGGAUAAAGAUUUUGGGCUGUUGGCAUCGACCAUAAGGAAAAUAGACUGAGGUCACACAUCCUGACAGUCCCAUAUUAGUAUCAUAAAUGGUGACCAACUUAUUCGGUUCUGUGGGGGGCUUCAUGUUUGAGAAUAUAUGUGUCCAGAUGAAAGUGAGGGCAUGUCAGGAGGGCAGGAUAAGGUUUGGGGGCUGUUGGCAUUGACCGUAAGGAAAAUAGAGUGAGGUCACACAUUUUGACAGUUGCUUCCCACUACCAUAAAAUGGGACCACCAUAUUCGGAGCUCUGGGGGUGCUCGAUCACUUUUGAGAAUAUUUGUGUUCAGAUGCAAGUGAGGGGAUGACAGAAGGUCAGGAUAAAGUUGUGCGGCUGUCAGAAUGGCAGGAUAAUGCUUUUUGACAGUUGGUAUUGACCAUGAGGAAAAUAGUGACGUCACACUUCCAUUGAGUAGGUAAGGAGAGUAAUAACUGUGCAAUAAUGUUUUUAUAACACAGACUACUUGGGUAACUAUUUAUUUUAAUAAUUUUAAUAGCCCCUAAAUGUUCAAAUGUAGGCGUAGUUCCUAUAUUCGAUCGAUGCUCCACAUGUCAUAAACAUGGAAAGGCCAUCAGAAUAAAGGGCAAAACCCAUCUCAACCCCGCCCUCUUGUCUUCUGUCUGGUUUGGCACGUACAGUAAUGCAUGAGGGAGAUGCACACUGGAGUCGGGCGGAGACUCAGAGCAAAAAGACAAAUAUUAAUUUUAGAGUGAGAUAGAAUUCCUAGGAACUCCAAGGUCCCGAAACAGGACCGAGUAGUGCAGUAUAUACAUUAAUCAUGGGACUCACUGCGUGUUUAGGAGACUAUUUUCUUGGUUUCUGGGACUAUGAAACCCCCAAAAUCAUGGUGGUUAAAAAUAUAACUCUUGGAGUCAUAUACAGAGGAGUUCAGUUUAUUGUCAUCACCUACUUCAUCUGGUACGUCUUCAUAAGUCAGAAAGCGUACCAAGAAAGUGAAACGCGUCCCGAGAGCUCGCUUUACACUCGCAUGAGAGGCUCAGCAAUUCGUGGAGAUCAAAUCUUGGACACUGUGGAAUACGUUCGACCCUCAGAGGGCGGGGAUGUCAUUAGUACGAUAUUGAGACGAGAAGUCACAUAUGACCAGAAGCAAGGAACCUGUGCUGAGUAUUUUGGUGUUGCAAAUGCCAACUGCACGAGAGACUCAGACUGUGUCCAAGGAGAGGUUGACUUCAACGGCCAUGGCAGGAGGACCGGCAGAUGUAUUCGAUACUACAACCACACCUUCAAAACCUGUGAGAUCCAAACCUGGUGCCCUAUUGAGGAGUAUGCAGUCCAGAGAGAGCCCUCUUUGGUGGUGGCCAUCAAUUUCACAGUAUUCAUCAGAAACUUCAUUCAUUUCCCAAAGUUUGGAGUGGUGCGGGGUAAUAUAAAGGACGCUUCAAACAGGCGCAACACGCACAAAUACCUGAACAAAUGUCAAUACGAUGAGGAGAAGGAGCCCUACUGUCCGAACUUCCGACUAGGUUACAUUGCACAUCGAGCCCGGGAGAACUUCAGCGAGCUCUGCAGGACGGGAGGAGUGAUUGGUGUUUUUAUUAACUGGAACUGUGACCUGGACCUGGACCCUUCACGCUGUAAGCCCAAAUAUUCCUUUCGGCGUCUUGACCUCAGAAAGGAUCAAGCCAACUCCGGUUACCAUUGCAGAUUUGCCAAGUACUACCAAAAGGAUGGGAUAGAGUCCCGGACACUUAUCAAGGCCUACGGCAUUCGUUUGGAUGUGAUCGUUCACGGACAAGCAGGUAAAUUUAGCCCAAUCCCAACAAUCAUCAGCACAGUGACCGCACUGACUUCAGUCGGAAUUUGUACCAUUAUCUGCGACUGGAUUAUGCUGACAUUUAUUGACAAGGAUGAAGUCUACAGCGAAAGCAAGUUUGAUGAAGUUAGAGAUGAACCCACGGCAUCCAUUCCUCCACAACUACUUUACAUCACUAACUUCAGCUCAUACCAGUCGGACUUGUCGGAUGGUGUGCCGCUGUGACGUCAUCGUCUCUGGCCUGCCACGUGUCUUGUUCUCUCAGGGCUUCUAAGCAGCUCUUUUUUCCCCCUAAUAACGGAGUUAUUUUAGCCCAUGCUGUUGACAUGUCAACCUUUUUAGAGUAGAAGACCAACAUCAUAUACAUUAUACAAAUACGGGAAGCGUACUUGCACAAUUCUGCCAUUAAGGAGCUAACAAUGCCCCCAAAAUAAUAAACACAGGAAUAUUUUCUGAAAGUGAUCAUCAAAUUAUUUCUUCAUAAUUAUCUCUGUAAGGGCAACAUUUUUGACGGAGCUUUUGUAUUUGAGCCUCUUAGAUGCAGGCGUCCAGGGAGGCCCUAUUCAUUUAUAUCAAACCUAAACAUUAACAUGCAGAA
Messenger RNA from Phyllopteryx taeniolatus (common seadragon), 2411 nucleotides. It is a transcript of the gene p2rx2, whose product is annotated as purinergic receptor P2X, ligand-gated ion channel, 2. NCBI's taxonomy places the organism in Eukaryota, Metazoa, Chordata, Actinopteri, Syngnathiformes, Syngnathidae. Gene Ontology annotation, molecular function: ATP binding; purinergic nucleotide receptor activity; extracellularly ATP-gated monoatomic cation channel activity. Gene Ontology annotation, cellular component: plasma membrane; nuclear inner membrane. The transcript is spliced from 12 exons. Gene Ontology annotation, biological process: response to ATP; monoatomic cation transmembrane transport. The coding region runs from base 818 to 2038 and encodes 406 amino acids. The record is from RefSeq and is a predicted model, not a curated record.